AUGGCCCUCCGUCGCCAAAGUCUGUCGCCCACGGCAAACCUGCUGCGGAACUCGCGCCUGUUCUCGCUGCCAAACCCCCUCCCGCGACCCCUCGUCGGCGAAACAUACGGCUCUGGCAUGACAAAGGCCUCCGACACGGCAACACUCCCCUACCCCACACACCAGGCCAUCGCCACAACAAAGAGCUCUCUGGCACGUGGCGAUUGGGGUCUGAAGAGGCCGUUGCCCGCCCGGUCACGCAUCCUGCAGACCAGCGAUCCCGUGCUGAGGAUCACACAACUCGACACAAUCGAACAUGUCACCGACUUUGAAUCCGCCGCAGAUCACGUGCGGACACGGCAAAAAUGGGAAGAGAUGGGUGUGCCCAUGAUGAAGGGCAUGUCGCAGAUGCGGGACUACGACCUGUCGGGCGCGCCUCCAUCUGGCGCCUUUGAGAUCCGUGACGACACCACCUCGUACGACAACGAUCUGGGCUUGGACGAGGCGGGACUGUAUCUAAAGGCCCUCGAGAAGAGCAGCGGACAGAAUUAUGCCCAAAGCAAGAAAGCAAGAGUGGCGGCCAAGACAGACAGGACAGCCCAGCCCGCGGCCUUUACUCCAUUCACCCCACCAUCCGUCGACGCCGCUGUGCACAACACACGGCGCUGGAAGCACGACGGACCCUGGCUUCCUGGCAUCAGCGCAGCUGAGUUCACUCAGUAUCUGAACACGGAAAUUUCAAAGCGCCGUCGCGUAUUCAACAUCCACCUGAAUGAAUUCGUCAAGAACGAAAUAUACGCCACCCGCCGCCUCGCCGCCUCGAAAUCCGGCUCCACAGCACCCAUGGACCUUGCCGAAGCCGAAAAAUGGCACGCCGAGCAGGAAAAACAAUGGUCCAACAUCUCCAGCGAGGAUAUCAGCGCCGGCUUCAAAGCCCUGCGCAAGGAAACAGCCACCAACCCCCUCGGCUCUAAACUGGUCAGAAAGUUGAUUCUGCCAUUCCUGCGACUACCAACAAUCAGAUUCAAGUACAAGGCUUACGCAGAAGACGCUUCAAACCGUGACAUUGAGCAAUACCAAUUUGAUCAAGAAACCGCGCCUCUAUCCACCCACCCAUCUGCAGGUCUCGGCUAUCUGCGCACAAGAUCCUACAUUGCGAACCACCCCAUCCUCGGACCACAGUCUUCCCCCUCCCCAGUAGCCUCCCGUGUCGUCCAACCACGGACAACAGGUGGCGGGAAAGAAGUCUACGCCCGUCUUGGUGUUGGUGGUUUCGUAGCAAACGACCAAUUCCGCAGCACAGACACAUCAAGCGCCUCCCGCGCCAACAUCAGCAACUCGCGAGACGUCGAGACCAUCGACCUCGAGACCCCAGGAGGAAAGAAGGUCCUCGUACAAGCAAUGUUCGGCUCCGUCUCGAACGACGGACGCAUUCACAUCAAGCUCAAACGCUCGACCGGGCCAGAAAUCCAAGUCGCGAGGGGUGAGUUGGACGACAAACCGCCUGUGCGAGAAAACUUCGACAGCGAUCCGCUGAAGGGCUUGGGCGGCAUGGGCCGGAGCGGGGUCGAGGAACUGGACGCCUUGAGCCGCGCGGGGAGGAACGGCGCGACGGAGUUGGGGGAGCAGAGCGCGAGGGCGCAGCAACUCACUAGCUUUCUGGACGCGAUGAAGACGCCAGAUAAGAAUUCGUCGCCAGAGGUCUAUCCGGGCGAGGCGCUGCGUCCCGGGGAAGCGACGAGGCAGUAG
Molecule: messenger RNA, 1728 nt
Organism: Dothidotthia symphoricarpi CBS 119687
Lineage: Eukaryota; Fungi; Ascomycota; Dothideomycetes; Pleosporales; Dothidotthiaceae
Exons: 1
Coding region: 1-1728 (575 amino acids)
Biological process (GO): mitochondrial translational initiation
Cellular component (GO): mitochondrial small ribosomal subunit
Molecular function (GO): structural constituent of ribosome
Source: RefSeq, a predicted model, not a curated record